UGUAAACAGAGAAGAAAUGGCUAUGGCUACUUGUACUCAGCUAUCUUCUUCUUCGCCUUUGUUUCACCCUCAAAUUACCAAAAAGCGCUUCCUUAUCCCGUCGCCGGCGACGAUCAGCGUUCAUGGGUUCUCUACACUUAGGCCAAAGUCUCUCUCUUUAUCCCAUCGUUGUUCAGUCUCGGCUUCGGCUGCUUCCUCCACCGUCGACGUCAAUGAGCCAGUGAAGAAAUCAGUGAGAACACUUCCGUUUAGAGUGGGUCACGGGUUCGAUCUGCACAGGUUAGAGCCAGGGUACCCUCUGAUAAUCGGAGGGAUUGAUAUCCCUCACGAUAGAGGCUGCGAAGCUCACUCUGAUGGGGAUGUGUUACUCCAUUGUGUAGUGGAUGCGAUCUUGGGAGCGUUAGGGCUUCCUGAUAUAGGCCAGAUCUUCCCUGACUCUGAUCCUAAAUGGAAAGGAGCUGCUUCCUCUGUCUUCAUCAAAGAAGCUGUGAGACUCAUGGACGAGGCAGGGUACGAGAUAGGAAACCUAGACGCCACAUUGAUUCUACAGAGACCGAAGAUUAGUCCUCACAAAGAGACAAUACGAUCCAAUCUCUCCAAGCUUCUUGGUGCAGAUCCUUCUGUUGUGAACUUGAAAGCUAAAACACAUGAGAAAGUUGAUAGCCUUGGAGAAAACAGAAGCAUUGCAGCUCACACUAUUAUCCUCCUCAUGAAGAAGUGAAUCAGAUUAAUCAUAUUCCUUAAAUUAUCAAUCUCAUUAAAAGAAAAUACUACUAAUAUAAAUUGACACUUGGUGUAAUCACCCUUUUGAACCUUAUUAAUCCCCUCUUAAAAACAAUGAAAAUCGAAU
Messenger RNA from Brassica oleracea var. oleracea, 850 nucleotides. RefSeq names its product 2-C-methyl-D-erythritol 2,4-cyclodiphosphate synthase, chloroplastic. Gene Ontology annotation, biological process: terpenoid biosynthetic process. Gene Ontology annotation, molecular function: 2-C-methyl-D-erythritol 2,4-cyclodiphosphate synthase activity. The transcript has 3 exons. The coding region runs from base 17 to 721 and encodes 234 amino acids. NCBI's taxonomy places the organism in Eukaryota, Viridiplantae, Streptophyta, Magnoliopsida, Brassicales, Brassicaceae. The record is from RefSeq and is a predicted model, not a curated record.